Rodentolepis nana is the source of this 477-nucleotide messenger RNA. Lineage: Eukaryota; Metazoa; Platyhelminthes; Cestoda; Cyclophyllidea; Hymenolepididae. The record is from the annotation of a GenBank genome assembly.
AUGGUUCUGGAAAUUUGUAGUGACCGUCGAUCGAGUCGCCGAAGUCGCUCUCACAACAGGGAUUAUCUUUGUGGCUGUCAGAGGAGACGAUAUGAAGUAGAUUCUGGUCGAGAAUACAGUGGUCGCAACGGUCGUAGCUCUCGACGGCAUGGAUCAAGAGAAAGUCAUCUCGAGUGUUAUCAAUCCUCAUCACGUUCGAGACGGAAGGCAGUAACUAAGAAGUCAAACGGACGUGGAGGCGGAGGAGGAGGUGGUGGUGGAAAGAAGUCCUAUCGAAGCAGUCAUCGCAGCAGGCGUCAUCGUCGAUCACCAACACCACGUAGGAAUCGAUUACCUUCUACAUCUCGAAGAUCUCAUCUUCCUGAAGUUGGGAUUUAUUCAUCUUCGACGUCACCUGUUAAUCCGCUGGAACCGGUUUCGAAUGCUUCCACUGAUGUUAGUGCGAAACAGCGUCGAUCAUUAGUUGGUGUCUUCUAA